Messenger RNA from Helianthus annuus (common sunflower), 423 nucleotides. Its product is annotated as GPI-anchored protein LLG2. The record is from RefSeq and is a predicted model, not a curated record. The transcript has a single exon. Bases 1 to 423 code for a protein of 140 amino acids. Lineage: Eukaryota; Viridiplantae; Streptophyta; Magnoliopsida; Asterales; Asteraceae.
AUGGCUUUUAAAGCUACAACCGGGAAUCUUGAAUCAUCUUGGACAUUUUCGGCAGCUUGUCCGGUGAAUUUUGAGAACGAAAACUACACGAUCAUCACAAGCCAAUGCAAAGGACCCGUAUACAAACGUGACCUGUGUUGCAACUCGUUUUUGCAAAUCGCCUGCCCUCAUUGGGAACAAGUUAACGAUGAGAAGACCAAUUGUGCAUCGACUUUGUUUAGUUACAUUAACUUGUAUGGUAAAUACCCUCCGGGGCUUUUUGCUAGCAUGUGUAAAGGAGGCAAGGAUGGUCUUAGUUGUGAUAAUGUCGAUAAAUCUGCUAACCACAAAGCCAACAACGGUCCGGCUGCAGUCACGCCGGUUCAUUCCCCGGUGUUGUUGAUCACCAUUGGACUCCUUGGCUUCAUACUAGACUUUGUAUAA